Molecule: messenger RNA, 1959 nt
Organism: Stegodyphus dumicola
Lineage: Eukaryota; Metazoa; Arthropoda; Arachnida; Araneae; Eresidae
Product: MAM and LDL-receptor class A domain-containing protein 1-like
Cellular component (GO): membrane
Source: RefSeq, a predicted model, not a curated record
AUGGGGGUAAUUGUGACAGUUGGUAAAAAGUGCACAUGUGAACAUGAGAAGAGGAGAUGUAAAGUUGGUUUAUUUUGUUUUUUGGAAAUUGUAUUUACAGGAGAUAACAACCCAGUGUGUAUGAAAUUUGCCACUCAUAUGUUCGGCAAUGGAAUUGGAAGUUUACGUGUGUUAAAAAGAGUUCCAGGAGACGAGGCUCCGGACAGAGUAAUCUGGGAGAUCAGCGGCGAAUCUGGUAACAAGUGGUACAGAGCACAAGUAUCUGUUUCUUCAGCGACUUCAUAUCAAUUGGUUUUUGAAGGCGUCGUUGGAGCCAAUUCUCUGGGCAAUAUUGCAAUUGAUAGCGUUUCUUUUGUGCCUGGCACCUGCACAAUUACUCCUCAGACAGCUGCAAAGAACUCUGGUGACUGUACUUUUGAAGAAGAUUCAUGUGGGUGGACAAACGCUCUUCCUAUAGACGCUCUUGAUGAUUUCGAUUGGGCAAGGCAGUACAGUUACAGUGUAUCGGGACCAUCAACUGAUCAUACGAAAGGUACAAACGAAGGGUAUUAUAUGAAUCUUCUGAGCAAUCCACAGGCACCCCAGAGAGGUGGUACAAGGGCGUGGUUAAUAAGUCCUCUCUUUUCAGCGACUGGUCGAACAAGAUGUUUAUCCUUUUAUUAUUUCAUGUACGAAAGAUCUAUAGAUCCUGCAGGACCGAGCUUGGGCAGUUUACGAGUCCACGUGAAAUCCGCUGCAGGAGAGGCUGGAGGCAAGGUCACAACUUUGUGGAGGUUGCACAACCAUCAAGGCCAAAGAUGGCAAACAGCUAGAACGCCUGUUGUCAUGGGAUCAGACAGAGCUGCCCCUAGCAGUCCGUACCAGAUUAUUAUUGAAGGUAUUUGGGGCGAUGGAAGGGUUGGUGUUAUCGCUCUAGAUGAUAUCAGCUUUUUUGAUGGUGACUGUUCUUCUCAUCCUCUGAAAGCGACAGCAGUUAUUGGCGAAUGCUCUUUCGACCGAAGUAUGUGUGAUUGGAAGAACAACACGGAAUCCCCUCCUCCUCUACAGCAACUGGGAGACCAUCGAACUACGAAAUUCAGCAGACAAGACCAGCAUGUGCAAGAGGGGCUUACAUGGCGACUGGCGUCUGUCAUUAGCAGACCAGCGAAUCUUCAAGAUCAUACUUUCAGAGCUCCAACCGGAUACGUGUUCUUCGACAUCUUCAAUCAGGCAUCUCCUCAGAAUCCAAUUCUUCGGAGUCCUGAUUUCGCUUCCUCUCAGAAUGACGCUCAGUGUCUAAGUUUCUGGUUUGCUCCCUUCGGACGAGGAGAGGCUACAGCGCUCAGCGUCGUACGAGUUGAGUUAACACCUCCGGAGGGUGAAAAAGAACAGCGAUUACUCAUUUGGAAGAUGGCAACCAAAAAAUUCGACACAUCGAGACCUGAUUGGAUGUAUGGACAAGUUUCUGUAGCAACGCUUACUGCCUACAGAAUUGAAUUUGAAGGUGAAACCACUGAUGGAAACUUUGCUCUUGAUGACGUCACCUUUUACGAUGGGAACUGUCAAACUCGUCCUGAAGCAGCAGCAGUGGAGCCCCCUCCAUCUGAGAAAUUCUAAGUGGCUUAAGAAACUACUAAAAAUGAAGAAAAUGCUGCUUCUGAUUUACAGAAUAUUUCUAAUCUUAAGCAACCAAAAAAGAUAUCAAAAUUAGACUUACCAUGUUUCAUUGCGUUCCAUUAGAGUGGGAAACUGUGGCACAUUUUGACGAUACCGAUAUUAUUUUCUCUCGUAUUGAAGUACAAGCCGAGUCUUCAAGGAUGAAUGUGCCCUUACUUUCAUACAACGGUGGUAUCAGCCAGGUUUCUGUUCCCAUCUACGCCAUUUAUCUAGCAUUCGAAUAAAUAUUGCCAUAAAUAAAUGUCUGCUCAUUUAGCAAAUGUAUAUGUAAAACAAAUAUGACAAUUAAAAAAACUGAAAUGC